AUGAUGCUGUUGCUGCUGCUCAGUCUCUCUGCUCAGCUCCUGUUCUCAGGGGCACAAGUCUUUAAUGGGCCAAAUGUUGUGGACAUCAGCAUGUGUCCCAUCGCCUACUACGGAACAAUUUACACCGAGCUCCAGCUCUUCUUCCGCGACAACAAACAGUUGAGCAUCCAUUUUGGGAGGAUGAAUGGCAGCUCUCUGGUGAACUUCAUUGAUAUCAAACAGCCGUUGGAGGCGGAGACGGUCACUAUGGAAGUCAUUUCAGACUUGACAGCUGCCGAAACUGUGAUCAAAGAAAGUUAUUCCCACAUCUCCACAUCCUCGACCUGCGGCAUUCGCCUGAAAAUGACUUUAGACAUGGCGACAAGAGUCAGCAACACAGAUGUGGACUUUAUUGUGAACUCUGACCAAUCUGCAACUCUUUAUUUGGGUGGAGGCAUUUUAGCAGUGGAUCUAACGGGCUGCCAGCACCAAGACCAGAGUUACUGGAUGAACGCCAAGGUCACUGACCUCUGUUUGGAGCAAACCUGCCUCUCCACGGGGCUGUGGAGCGCUCCGGCCCCUACCUGCUUGGACAGUGAAAGCUGUUUUGGCGACAACUUGUGUGGAAUGGAGACCACGUGUGUGGCAUUUGGGAACAGCAUGGUGGACUUUACCCAAAUGAGCAACCAGAUCUCAAACUUCUGUAAUAACACACUGCUGCUGUCGCCCAAUUUCACGGUGACGGGUUCUUACGCAUCACGCCGAAACACUGAGGUGCCAUUUCUACAGAGCGUCAAUCUGAAAACGACAGGAUACGUGACGCUAAAACACGGAGGAGUGGUGCUGACGAAACAGGAAAACGGUGAGGAGGUGGAGGUGGACUUGAGCUCGUCUGUGGUGACUCUGUACGGUGUGGAGCUCUCCAAAAGCCCCCGCGGAGUGAGCGCUACUUUCACUGAUUCAACCCUACGCUCCUUGACUGUACUGUACGACGGGACUCUGCUGUCUAUCAACAUGAAGGCACCACGCUAUUCGAGUCUAGUGAGCGGCCUCUGCCAAGGCUUUGCUCCACCCGGGAGCAAUAUUGACUGGAAUCUGUCUGAAGACAACUGUGACGUCGUCGUCCCAGACUCAGACAAAGACGACAUCGACUGUGACGCGGUGACAGAGAGGUGCAGUGCAGAGCUCACGUCUCUGAAGGAUGCCUUCGGAUGCCACUUCUCCAUAGCUCCUUUUGUGGACAGCUGCUCCAGAGACCUGCUGUGUUUGUACCCGGAGGAGGACGGUCUGCUCUGCGCCGUGAAAGACGCCUUUGCCACGACGUGCGGCUUUGGCGACGAGUGGAGGAGCGCCGCAAACUGUGCACUGUCCCCCUGUGUGGACCACGCCUGUGCUGACCAUGAGUUCUGUGCCAUUAACGCCGUGGGUGAUCCGGCAUGUUUCUGCCAGGAUAUCGUGGCCACGCCCUACAGGACUGCCGGCACUUACGGUGAUGUGAGCUGUGACUCCGCCUCUGUCUCCGCCUCCCUCCUAACCUGUUUUCUGGAGGAGAAGGGGGUGGAGCCUUCCACUGUGCACCUUCUGGACCCCCGCUGCACCUCAGUGUCCCAGGACCAGAGCAAGAGCCUCCGCUUAGACUUCAGCUCCACCAACCUGUGUGGAGGCACCAUCAACGACACUACAGAUCAGGUCGUCUUCUCCAACAUCAUCUCAAACACUGUGAAUAGCUCUGCGGAUGUCGUCAUGUACCAGAACCCACUGUCCAUUCACUUGUCCUGUGCCUACAAACCCACGAUCACUACGGCAACCAUCACCAUCUCAGACGGCUCUGUGACCCUGGUCUACCCCGCUGGAGAGUUCCUGUACAACAUCACCAUUAGCCUGUUCACAGACGAGGACCUCUCGAUGGCCGUGGGGCAGGACACUACUCUGUUACUGAACCAGAAGCUGUGGGUGCAGCUGGAGGCUGAGGGCGUGGGGGGCUCGGACCUGGCUCUGUUCAUCCAGGACAGCUGGGCCACACCCUCAACGGAACCCACGGACAGCCCCCGUCAUGACAUCAUCACACAGGGAUGUGAGAACUCUGAAGACUCCGUGGACAUCAUCUCGAACGGCGUGUCACUGACUUCAGUCUUUGCCUUUCGCCUGUUUGAGUUCAUUGAAGCGCUCUCUGCUGGUCUCAGUCUGCACUGUCAGCUCAGGCUGUGCAUCGUCGGCAGCAGCUGCACCAUGCCCACGUGUGCGUAA
This is a messenger RNA of Knipowitschia caucasica, 2226 nucleotides long. The record is from the annotation of a GenBank genome assembly. Lineage: Eukaryota; Metazoa; Chordata; Actinopteri; Gobiiformes; Gobiidae.